UUCUCUAUUUUUCAGUCAUUGGGAACAUUUUUUAUUGCUUUACUUCUCUUUAGUUUCCUUUUCAAAAGUUGAAGAAACACAGACAGCUAAGCAUCAGUCAUCUGUGAGCCUGGAUGAUGAGGAAAACAUCCCAGUAACAACUCUUGUUUUUAUUCCCCUAUGGAGUCAUACGUGUUGGAUUGUUUAUUAUGUUUGCUCCCUUGCUCCUUGUUUUUCCUGCUGAGUUUGGGUCUCCGCUGGCCGGGGUUAUGCAGUUGGGUAAAUGUGGCUUUCAGGACUGCAGGCUGGAAGCUGUGGGUCACAAUCUGUGCGAUCCUGGAGCUGCCGCUGCUGCACAGCGACGAGGAGCUGAAGCCACCAGAGACGUUAUCAGGUCAGACCUCAUUUGGACCCAGGCUCAUCUGUAAGCCCUCUGCACUGGCCAGGUAUCUGCUGCAGCACUGCGGCUCGCUCACAAAGGCAAAACUGGCCAACUGGCCCUGGGGAGACCCCCACCUGCAGACGGUCUCCAGCCAAAUGUGUGGAGAACAUCCAGACGGCAUCCAGUUCACCAGAGAGCACCUCCUGCUGAAGGACGGGGGGGUCGUGGCUCUGGACUGGGCGACGGCUAAGAGGAGGAGGGAGGUGAAGAAGGAGCAGCAGUCAGGGAGGAAGGCCAUCGGGUGUUUCACCUCGACACCCCCUGUCCUCCUCAUCAUCCCUCAGUCCUGGGGAGGGACGACCCCCCACCUGCAGCGGCUCUGCCAGCAGGCCGCGCAGCAGGGCUUCUCUGUGGUCGUGUUUCACCAUCGGGGCACAGCCGGGUCGCCCCUCACCACACCAAGAAUCUGUGAGUUUGGAGACCCGGCGGAUCUGGAGCAGCUUACGGUAGCAAUGCCGUGUGUUUUCAGGCGGUUGUGUAUGUCCGCAGUCGGCACCCGUCCUCUGCGUUGGUUGCGAUAUGUCAGUUCGCUCCGAGGAAUCCUGGAUGUGGAUCGUGCCCUCCGAUCCUCCAGCCUCAGAGAUUUUGAAGAAGCUCUUUUCUGCUCUCCCACUGAGAAAGCUUCUCCAUCCACAGAGAGAAACCCCCCAUCUCCCUCCCUCAGGGGCCUAACAUCAGCAGCGGACUGGACUCUGGGUGAAAGAGCUUACCCAGCAGCGGACUGGGAGAGCUACUGGGGGAGGAAUGAACCUCUGAGAGAUGCAGAUGAGGUGGCGAUCCCAGUGCUCUGCAUCUGCAGCUCUGAUGAUCCUCUCCUCCCUCCAGCCUCCACGCUCCCCGUUUCCCUUUUCCAGAGCAACCCUUAA
Gambusia affinis (western mosquitofish) is the source of this 1287-nucleotide messenger RNA. Its product is annotated as protein ABHD15-like. The record is from RefSeq and is a predicted model, not a curated record. The transcript has 3 exons. Gene Ontology annotation, molecular function: monoacylglycerol lipase activity; short-chain carboxylesterase activity. The coding region runs from base 160 to 1287 and encodes 375 amino acids. NCBI's taxonomy places the organism in Eukaryota, Metazoa, Chordata, Actinopteri, Cyprinodontiformes, Poeciliidae.